AUGAUGAAACUCUUCAUUGCCUUGUUUGCAUUGGUGGCAGUUGCCAGCGCCGAUGUCAGCCAUUUGCUCAACACUGAAUAUUUGCCACCUCAUCAAGGUGCUCAUUCGGCACCUGCUGUAAGCUAUAGUGCACCAGCUGCCACCUAUCAUGUUGCUGCUUCAGCUCCUGCUGUGUCAUACUCUGCUCCUGCUGUCACUCACACCUACUCGGCUCCAGCAGUUUCAUACUCUGCUCCAGCUGCCACCUAUCAUGUUGCUGAAUCGGCUCCUGCUGUAUCCUACUCUGCCCCAGCUGCCGUAUCCUACUCCGCCCCCGCUGCUGUAUCUUACAGUGCCCCAGCUGCCACCUAUGAAACUUAUCAAGCUUCCGCUCCCACUGCCACUUUCUCGGCCAGCGAGGGCUAUCGUUACAAGACUAACAAGCGCAGCCGCCGUCGUCAUCGUCGCGAUGUCAGCACUGAAUAUUUGCCACCAGUAGCUUCAUACUCUGCACCAGCUGCUACGUAUGCUGCUCCAGCAGCUGUAUCUUACUCUGCACCAGCCGAUUCUUACUCUGCUCCAGCUGCUGUGUCCUACUCUGCCCCAGCUGCCGUUUCUUACUCUGCUCCAGCUACCGUUUCUUAUUCCGCUCCAGCUGCUACUUACUCUGCUCCAGCCUAUGAAUCGUAUGAAGUUGCCGGAACUGCUCCAGCUCAUUCUUAUUCGGCUGCCGAAGGCUAUCGUUACAAGACUCAACGUCGUCGCGUUGUUAAGACUUCUCGCCGCCACCGUAAACUCUUCAUUGCCUUGUUUGCAUUGGUGGCAGUUGCCAGCGCCGAUGUCAGCCAUUUGCUCAACACUGAAUAUUUGCCACCUCAUCAAGGUGCUCAUUCGGCACCUGCUGUAAGCUAUAGUGCACCAGCUGCCACCUAUCAUGUUGCUGCUUCAGCUCCUGCUGUGUCAUACUCUGCUCCUGCUGUCACUCACACCUACUCGGCUCCAGCAGUUUCAUACUCUGCUCCAGCUGCCACCUAUCAUGUUGCUGAAUCGGCUCCUGCUGUAUCCUACUCUGCCCCAGCUGCCGUAUCCUACUCCGCCCCCGCUGCUGUAUCUUACAGUGCCCCAGCUGCCACCUAUGAAACUUAUCAAGCUUCCGCUCCCACUGCCACUUUCUCGGCCAGCGAGGGCUAUCGUUACAAGACUAACAAGCGCAGCCGCCGUCGUCAUCGUCGCGAUGUCAGCACUGAAUAUUUGCCACCAGUAGCUUCAUACUCUGCACCAGCUGCUACGUAUGCUGCUCCAGCAGCUGUAUCUUACUCUGCACCAGCCGUUUCUUACUCUGCUCCAGCUGCUGUGUCCUACUCUGCCCCAGCUGCCGUUUCUUACUCUGCUCCAGCUACCGUUUCUUAUUCCGCUCCAGCUGCUACUUACUCUGCUCCAGCCUAUGAAUCGUAUGAAGUUGCCGGAACUGCUCCAGCUCAUUCUUAUUCGGCUGCCGAAGGCUAUCGUUACAAGACUCAACGUCGUCGCGUUGUUAAGACUUCUCGCCGCCACCGUAACUAAGCAGAAGAAGUUCCGAUAUUCGAUGCAUACCUAAACGAUACUCAAACAAAUUAAA
Messenger RNA from Musca domestica (house fly), 1597 nucleotides. Its product is annotated as mucin-19-like. The transcript has 3 exons. The record is from RefSeq and is a predicted model, not a curated record. Gene Ontology annotation, cellular component: RNA polymerase II transcription regulator complex. Gene Ontology annotation, biological process: positive regulation of transcription by RNA polymerase II. The coding region runs from base 1 to 1542 and encodes 513 amino acids. Gene Ontology annotation, molecular function: transcription coactivator activity. NCBI's taxonomy places the organism in Eukaryota, Metazoa, Arthropoda, Insecta, Diptera, Muscidae.